GUGCGGACUUGUGGGUUUGAUUCCGGCCACUCUAAUCGCCCGAGGCACGGCCGGCCACCGGGGCUGACCGGUCGUCCCCUCCUGAGCCAAUACAGUUGACCGACACGAGAGCUAGUGUGUGGACCGGGAGCCGGGGCGAAUCGAACAUGGCGCGGUCGCAGUGAUACGCGAACCGAUAUGAGACACAGCUCUCUCAUUUGACUCGGACUAAUGUGAUAAAUGUGAUACGUGUCUUCUUUGCUGCCGAGUGAAGCGUUUCAGUGUUUAACGUGUGGCGAUGUCGGACUGCGAGCAGGAGGAGCGAGACGCCAAGCCGCCGGGCGCGGCACCGGCGACUGAGACAUCGACAGAGCUGCUGACUCGGCUUCUGGGGCAGCAGCUGGAGCUGGCGGCCAGGCGUGACGAGCAGCUAACGAUGCUUCUACAACACAUCCAGCAGGGCGCGGCUGCCGGCGCCCGACCAGUCGACGGCAGCGGCGCGCUUGCGGCGGCGGGUGGCGGCAGCGCGCCUACGGCGUCUGGCGGCGGCGGCGCGCCUGCGGCGACUGGCGGCGGGAGCGCACCUGCGGCGGCCGCGGUUACAGAGAGUGUCGCCGCCGCGGCGGCUGUGCCGCCUACAGUCGGUUCCCGGCAACGGAUCUGCCUGCCGGCGACUGGGACGCCAGUCCCCAGGCUGCACUCAUCAGCGUCACUCAUCGAAUUCGACACAUGGAGAAGAAAAUUCGACGGAUACUGUCUGCUCACCCGUGUGCGUGAGCUAACAACAGCGGAACAGAAGGCCGCCCUCAUCGCCGUAUUAGACGACGACUGGACACGGAUCGUCGACUUCGGGCUCCAGCUACCCGCGGACGCGGAUCUGGACAGCGUCCUCGAGGCCAUGCAGAAGUACUUGCGUCGCCAACGCAACGUCAUAGUCGACCGCAUGGACUUCACAGCCAGACUACAGCAGCCCGGUGAAUCCAUCGACGAGUAUGUGUGCGCCCUGAGAGAGAUAGCAGCGUGCUGUGACUUUUGCCAACACUGUGCCGAUGAUCGAUUCCGGGAUCAUAUCGUCGUGGGCACAAUCGACAGUGACGCGCGAAGGCGCAUGCUAGAGACUGCCGACCUCACAUUUGAGAAAGCGCUGGACAUAUGUCGUGCCUGUGAAUGCGCCACCAACAACAAUCAGGAGAUCACGCAGUCAGGGACGGUCGGACGGAUAUCUCGCUACCGUCAAGAGAAGAACCGGCGACGUUUCGCCAGUGAAGACUCGAUCCAGCUGAGCCGGUGCCGCCGGUGCGGCGCGGCGGAGCACAGCGAUGACAGACGCUGUCCUGCUCUGGGCCGCGCUUGCAACAGCUGCGGUGAGCGCGACCACUUCGCGGUCACUUGCCGAGGCCGGGCCAGCGGGCGGCGCACGACGGGGAGCAGUCUGCCGCGAAUUCGCCACGACCAUGAGCGACCGCGGAGUGACGAGCUCACGCCCCCGCGCGCGGAGCGUGGCCGCAGCCGUGGCCCUGGAACCAGAAGCGCCGACAGCGCCACCUAUGGUAAUCAGGCUCGAAGGACCAGCGCCACCUCUCGGCGACGCCAGCAGUUCUGGAGCUCUGGCGGCAAUCGGGUGGCCGGCAUCAGCGGAGACGGAGACCUGGUCAGUGGAAGCGAGGAGGAUGAAGAGGCAGACUCAACAGCAGCGUCGCUGUUGAACGUAUACGUUUCAGAUGUGCGACUGAAGAACAGCAGCGUGAAGCGCUCCCCACGCAUAGAACUGGAGACCAUGUAUCGGGGUCGGCGACCGAUUCCAACCACCUGGACCCCUGAUACCGGUGCAGAGGUCUCGGUCAUAUCACGAGACCAAGCCAGGCUUCUGGGCGUCGAGCUGGACGAUCUGCGCCCGUCGAAGACGACACUGUGGACCGCUGAUGGACGGAAAAUGCACUGCAUGGGGACAUGUAACCUGACGCUGCUUCUUGGAGACGUCAGCCACUCAGCCGAGAUAUCUGUCAUGGAGUCACUUCACACGCCUCUCCUGUCGUGGCACGACUGCGUGAAGCUCGGCAUCUUGCCGCCUGGUUUCCCUCGGCAGAUCAGACGUCUGGAGAGCCACCACUCGUCUGGAGGACCGGACAGUGAGCCGGCAGGCGCGCGCAGUCGGAGCUCGCCAGCUGCUGCGCCACCCACGCGCGCUGCCAGACCCCGCUCAGCCAGCCCAGCAACCACGAGGCAGCCACCGGCAUGGAUCAGCAAGAUGAAGAGAUGCCACACUGGCAUACCGCCGGAUGAACACCGUCAACAACACUUCGCAGCUCUGAAGGCAGAAUUCCCGAAGGUGUUUGACAUCGAAUCAGGACUACGGGAGAUGGUCGGCGAGCCAAUGUCCAUUGAGCUCACGGAUGACGCGACGCCGUACGCUCAGACGAGCGCGCGCAACAUCCCAUUCAACUGGAGAGACGACGUGCGCCGACAGCUGGACGAACUUCUUCAACAUGACGUCAUCGAAGCAGUCGAACAUCCGACAGAGUGGUGUCACCCACUGUGCCCUGUGGCCAAGACAGACCCUGACGGCAAGUCCGUCGGAUGCCGCAUCACAGUGGACUUCACGAAACUCAACCGAUUCGUGAAGCGGCCAGUGCACCCUGGUCGCACACCACAAGACGCCGUGUCAUCGAUCGCCACUGGUGCCAGCUUCUUCACGAAACUGGACUGCAAAGCCGGAUACCACCAGAUGGCGCUGAGGGAACAAGACCGUGAUCUCACCUGCUUCAUCACGCCGUGGGGCAGGUACAGAUACAAGCGCAUGCCGAUGGGCAUCACCCACUCGGGAGACGUUUACAACCGGCGCGGUGACCAAGCGCUGGGGGACAUCCCGAAUACAGUGAAAGUGGUAGACGACAUGCUAGCGUGGGAUGACGACUACUCCACCCACCUGCUACACGUCUGGAAGCUGCUGAAGAGGUGUGACGAGUACAACAUCACCUUAAACCCAGCGAAGUGUCAAUUCGCCAUGAAGACAGUCGACUUCUGUGGCUACAGAGUCAGCUCAGAUGGGUACACCGUGGAUGAAAAGAAGGUGCAAGCUGUGAAGCACUUCCCGCAGCCGAACAACAUAACAGACCUAAGAGCCUUCCUAGGCUUGGUAAACCAACUUGGUGCCUUCUCAGAUGAGAUCGCGUCGGCCGCUGAGCCACUGCGCCAACUGCUGAAACCUCGCAACGCAUGGCUGUGGACACCAGCGCACACCGCAGCAUUCGAGAAGGUGAAGACGGCACUGGUGUCGCCACCCAUUCUCGACUUCUACAAUCCCACGCGCAGAACUGUUCUGGAGACUGACGCAUCACGUCUCGGAGGCCUGGGAUUCGGCCUCAGACAACAAGACGAGAACGGCAACUGGCGACUGAUACAGUGCGGCUCUCGAUUUCUAACUGAUGUCGAGACCCGCUACGCCGUGAUUGAACUCGAACUACUGGCCCUCGUGUGGGCAUGCUAUAAAGCUGACACAUACCUCAGGGGUAUGCAGACGUUUGAAGUGGUUCUGGACCACCGGCCCCUGAUUCCGGUUUUGAACAAGAAAACACUGGCAGAAAUCGACAAUCCCCGCCUGCGGCGACUGCGCGAAAAGCUCAUCGCGUACAACUUCGUCACCAGCUGGAGGCAGGGAAAGCUCCACUCCAUCCCCGAUGCCCUGUCUCGGGCCCCAGUCGAGCGACCGACGGCGGAGGAUGAAGCAGCUGAGCACGACAUCAGCGUGAGAGUCCAGUCCGUAGUAAGCAGCCUCACCGCUUCAGACAGUGAAACGGACCCCAGCCCGUUCAAGGACGCCGCUCUAGAGGAAGUAAGAGCUGCAUCUACCGGCGACCCAGAGCUGCUUGCACUGAAGCACACGAUCAUGCACGGCUUCCCGGACCAUCGGAGAGAACUGGAGCCGAUACUGCAGCCCUACUGGGGCUGUCGUGAGCGACUGACUGUCGACAACGGCCUCAUCCUGUGCGGCCAGAGACUGGUGAUCCCACAGCAACUCAGACGGGUGACGCUGGAGCGUCUGCAUUCCAGCCAUCAGGGGAUCGAAAGGACCAAGCGGCGAGCAAGACAAGUGGUCUACUGGCCACAGAUCGACAAACACAUCAGCGACCUCGUUGGAGCCUGUUCCAGAUGUCAACGUCACCUGCCGAGCCUGCAGAAGGAACCGCUGAUGCUGGAGCCGCUGCCGACACGCGUCUUCCAAGCUGUGUCCGCCGACUACUUCAGCUGGGCCGGGCGGACCUACCUGGUCUAUGCCGACAGACUGUCCGGUUGGCCGUCCGUGUACCACGUCAGAGGAGAAGCAUCAGCCAGAGCUCUCACCAGAUGUCUCCGCAAGAUGUUUGCGGCCACAGGUGUGCCACAGACACUGAGAACUGACGGCGGAGGACAGUUCACAGCGCGACAUACCCGCGAGUUCUUGAAGAAAUGGGGAGUCAUUCAUCAAAUCUCCACGCCACACUUCCCACAGUCGAACGGACAUGCAGAAGCCGCCGUCAAGAACGUCAAGCGGCUCAUCAAGAAAACGACGCAGCACGGUGAUCUCGACACCGACGAGUUCGUCCACGCUCUGCUCGAGCUUCGGAAUACGCCGCGCGCGGACGGACGCUCUCCAGCGCAGGUGUUAUUUGGCCACCCGCUGAGGUCGGCAGUUCCGGCCCACCACCGCGCGUUUGCGGCGCAGUGGCAAGAGGCUGCGGACACCUGUGAUGCCAGAACUCGACAGCAGAGAAGCCAAACCGAAGAGCGAUACAACAUGACUGCGCGAGCACACCCAACACUCCGAGUGGGACAAAAGGUCAUAGUGCAAGACCCUAUCACGAAGGUAUGGGACCGUACCGGCACCGUGACCGGCGUGGGGAGCAGGCGCGACUUCAACAUCAGACUGCCCAGCGGGCGACUCAUGUGGCGGAAUCGGCGAUACCUGCGACCCCAGAGCGUGGCCGCCUCCCAGUCUCCGCCACCGCAGCCCCAAUCUCCACCACCGCAGCAGCGCCGGCCGGACGGAGAGGCGACCGCCGGCAGCCCGCGGCCUGCGCCUCCGCUGCCGCCUGUCGACGGCGUCGGAGAGCCCCUAGCACCGCUCACCGACGCACCCGCGGCACCAGCGGACGCACCGGAGCCGCGACGCAGCAACCGGCAGCGCCAGCGCACAAAACAUCUAUCUGUGAGCUGGGGCACUAAGUCAUACCAGACGAUACCGUGAUACAGCAUCGCUUACUGUCCGACAUAUGUCAUCCCACACCCUGCGUGGUGCCGGGAGACAUCGUCCUCCGCCUCUGGAAGUUUUUUGUUUUGUUUCUGUUAAUGGCGUUAUGUGCCUGCUAUGUCGUUAGACGUUAAUCACUUUGUACCUCUGUGUUUACGUCUUGCGGGGGAGGUGAUGGGAUAGUUAUCUGGGGGGAGGUGUUAUGUGCGGACUUGUGGGUUUGAUUCCGGCCACUCUAAUCGCCCGAGGCACGGCCGGCCACCGGGGCUGACCGGUCGUCCCCUCCUGAGCCAAUACAGUUGACCGACACGAGA
Messenger RNA from Amphibalanus amphitrite, 5520 nucleotides. RefSeq lists its product as uncharacterized. Gene Ontology annotation, molecular function: nucleic acid binding. Bases 278 to 5203 code for a protein of 1641 amino acids. NCBI's taxonomy places the organism in Eukaryota, Metazoa, Arthropoda, Thecostraca, Balanomorpha, Balanidae. The transcript has a single exon. Gene Ontology annotation, biological process: DNA integration. The record is from RefSeq and is a predicted model, not a curated record.